Messenger RNA from Solanum lycopersicum (tomato), 2275 nucleotides. RefSeq names its product cyclin-dependent kinase C-2. Gene Ontology annotation, biological process: protein phosphorylation; positive regulation of transcription elongation by RNA polymerase II. Gene Ontology annotation, cellular component: cyclin-dependent protein kinase holoenzyme complex; nucleus. Gene Ontology annotation, molecular function: ATP binding; RNA polymerase II CTD heptapeptide repeat kinase activity. Lineage: Eukaryota; Viridiplantae; Streptophyta; Magnoliopsida; Solanales; Solanaceae. The record is from RefSeq and is a predicted model, not a curated record.
CUGUUGUUCAAGUCUCAAAUAUCAAUUGUGCCUUCCUCUUCUUCUUUUUUUUUUUUACUUUUUCAGAUUCCAUAACUCUUUUCUUGAAUUUAGAGUCAUCCAAACUGCUUGCUUUUCUUCAUAUUCCCAUAAUUUCCGAUUCUUGAUUUGAUCUUCGUUUAAUUUAAGCAAAACCCUAGUAUUUUCUAGCUGAAUUAUCGGGAAUUUGGGAGGAAUUGAAUCAACAAAAAUUCAAUUGAAGAUCAGUUAGUUAGAGAUGGCAAUAGCUGCACCAGAACAGCUUAAUCUUACGGAAGCUCCAACUUGGGGGUCUAGAACCGUUGAUUGCUUCGAGAAAUUGGAGCAGAUUGGUGAAGGCACUUAUGGUCAAGUGUACAUGGCAAAAGAAAUUAGAACAGGGGAAAUUGUUGCUUUGAAAAAGAUACGCAUGGACAACGAAAGAGAAGGGUUUCCGAUAACUGCUAUACGUGAGAUUAAAAUCUUAAAGAAGCUGCACCAUGAAAAUGUCAUUGACCUGAAAGAGAUUGUAACAUCUCCAGGUCGUGAGAAGGAUGACCAGGGGAGGCCAGAUGGUAACAAGUAUAAAGGUGGAAUCUACAUGGUCUUUGAGUACAUGGACCAUGAUUUGACUGGGCUUGCUGAUCGUCCUGGAAUGAGAUUUUCAGUUCCGCAGAUUAAGUGUUACAUGAGGCAGCUUUUGACGGGACUGCACUAUUGUCAUGUAAAUCAAGUACUUCAUCGUGAUAUUAAAGGUUCCAAUCUUCUGAUUGACAACAAAGGCAAUUUGAAGCUUGCUGAUUUUGGGCUUGCUCGAUCCUUCUCUAAUGAUCACAAUGCAAAUCUUACAAAUCGUGUGAUUACUUUAUGGUACAGACCACCUGAGCUGCUUCUUGGGACCACUAAGUAUGGUCCAGCCGUUGAUAUGUGGUCAGUUGGUUGCAUCUUUGCUGAGCUGCUUCAUGGAAAACCAAUUUUUCCAGGGAAGGAUGAGCCAGAGCAGCUGAACAAGAUUUUUGAGUUGUGUGGCUCUCCUGACGAGGUUAAUUGGCCUGGAGUUUCAAAGAUUCCAUGGUAUAACAAUUUCAAACCAUCAAGGCCAUUGAAAAGACGCCUAAGGGAGGUUUUCAGACACUUUGACCGACAUGCCUUGGAGUUGCUUGACAAGAUGCUCACCCUCGACCCAUCUCAGGUUUUUUCAGAUGUUCAUGUGUCAUGGUGCUUUUUAGGCCAAAGCUGGCAUAGAAUAUCAGCCAAGGAUGCACUUGAUGCUGAAUAUUUCUGGACUGAUCCAUUACCGUGCGAUCCAAAGAGUUUGCCAACCUAUGAAGCUUCACAUGAGUUCCAGACAAAGAAAAAGCGACAGCAGCAGAGGCAGCAUGAGGAAGCAGCUAAACGUCAGAAACUGCAUCACCAGCAGCAGCAUGGUCGGCUUCCACCAGUUCAGCAGUCAGGGCAAGGACAUGGCCAAAUGAGACCAGGGCCAAAUCCCCCAAUGCAUGCAUCCCAUCCUCAGGCUGCUGGCGGACCUAGCCACCACUAUGCAAAGCCACAUGGACCUCCAGCAGGACCUGGCAGAUAUUUAGCUGGUGGAAAUCCUUCUGGAGGAUACGGUCACCCUACUCGUGGCCAAGGUGGAGCUUAUGGCAGUGGUCGAUACCCACCUCAAGGAAGGGGUACCCAAUACAGUUCAGGAGGAAUGCCAGGAGGCAGUGGUCCCCGGGGAGUUGGAGGCCCAAAUUAUCCCCACGGUGCCCCAUAUGGGUCUUCUGGCACUGGACGUGGCUCAAAUGUGAAUCGCAAUCAACAACAAUACAACUGGCAGCAGUAAUAAUUCGUUCCUGCUCUACCAAUAUGGUAAGCAAAACAUGCAAACUAUGUGAAAUACUAAGAAGUGAACUGUAGAUUGGAAUAUCGCGCACUUAUUGAUUUUCUAUUCCACCUCAUGAUGCAUCGCAAAGAAGGGAGGAAGCGUAUGGGAGGGCAUCGAACAAACCUGUUUAUACGGAAGUUGUCACACUGAAGGUUACGUAAAAUAUGUAUCUUGUGUUCUAUGGACAUUGUCUUGUUUUGUCUCCUUCCACGUCCAAUAUUUAUCUGUGAACAGAAUAACCAUAAAUGUAUCCUCCUCAGCUAAGAAGCACUCAUUUCAUCCAUUUCUGGUGAAUGUUCUUUGUUUGUAUACUGAAGUUAACUUUUAUGAAUCGUAAAUUCAGAUCCAAAUGUGUAACAGCUAUUUUUAAUUUUUUUUGUGGCAUUAUGUGUAUUUAUGGGGAUA